This is a messenger RNA of Paraglomus occultum, 1293 nucleotides long. NCBI's taxonomy places the organism in Eukaryota, Fungi, Glomeromycota, Glomeromycetes, Paraglomerales, Paraglomeraceae. The record is from the annotation of a GenBank genome assembly.
AUGACCUGGCUACAUCCUUCCAUAUAUGGCAACUCUAAAUUGAUUACAGUUAAUGAUAUGUUUCAUGCGAAUCCAUCGAGCGAGUCUCAAGCAUGGGAAUUUAAACACCCCGAAUUUCGUAGAGGGCAUAUGGAAGCCCUACAACACAUUAAACGAAAAAGUUCUAAACCACAUCCUAAUGCCAGCACAAUGAUGAAGGGAGGCAUGGGAGGCACGGGAGCUAAUCUCGGCUCAGCAAGCGAAAACGAUGCAUUGAGAGAUAAUAAGAUAGAUCAACUAUCGAAGGAAGUGGCCGAAAUAACGGAUCGGAUAAGGCGAAUGAAUGAAAACUACACCAUGCUUUAUGCCGAGACCGUCUCUUGUCGGAUGCUCCAAACGAAACUUACGCUGGUGAUCACAAAUAUUUCAAAAAUACUUACAUCCAUGUGUCAUGAAGAGGAAGGAGAUCCCGGAAACAUAUCUCGGAAGCGAAAAUUCGACGUUGAUUUGCUUCAGGCAGAAGUAGCUAAACUUGGACAGAACGACGCAUCUCCACCGCCUCAAUCGUCAAUUGCACAUGCUACUCCCCAUUACAGAGAUGGGUUACAUCAGAGUCAGAGACCGCCUUCAACACAAAACUCGGUAGUAGGUGCUGACAAUACUAGUUCUCCUCAUGGAACAGUACCAAUGUCAGAUAUUGACUAUGCUCGUUCCGGAUAUUCUGCAUCGCAUAGUCCUCCAUCUCAACACCGCACCGUUAAAAUACAACCUGCGAGUCCACUUGCGGUGCUUCCGGAUUUCAACUUUCCUCCUCAACAUUAUCAGCAAAGCCAAUAUAGUAUUCGGCACAUAUCCCCCGAACCGGUAACACCUGUGGGCGCAGGUAACGGCGCAGGUAGCAAUAGCACCAAUAACAAUAGUUCAUACAGGAGUCCACCGAUUCCUCCUCCGAAUCAGAUGCCGGCCGCUCAAACGUCUCAAUAUCGCCAGACUCCAUCUCAACAUCAUGUUCCGCCAUUACCAUCUUCCCAUAGGCUUUCACCUCAAUCAUCUCCAUCUUUAAGCUUUGGAUCUGACAGUAAUUUAUUGAACCCAAGUGAUAGGCAAAUGGACACUCACUCAACCGUAUCCCAAAUGACUCCAUCUCAGCAGUCUUCACAGCGUUCUCCAACAGGACCAUCCUCACCUUCCUCGUCAUCGUAUCCGAAGGAUAAUGUCACUCCAACAACAUCCCGACAAUCGUCGUUAUCAGAUCCAUCAGAUGGAGUAUCCAUAGAUCGAGUGAUGGAUUACAAAAGACGAAAACGUAGCUAA